Messenger RNA from Cynocephalus volans (Philippine flying lemur), 2948 nucleotides. RefSeq names its product ras homolog family member Q (gene RHOQ). Gene Ontology annotation, biological process: cortical actin cytoskeleton organization; small GTPase-mediated signal transduction; establishment or maintenance of cell polarity. NCBI's taxonomy places the organism in Eukaryota, Metazoa, Chordata, Mammalia, Dermoptera, Cynocephalidae. Gene Ontology annotation, molecular function: GTP binding; protein kinase binding; GTPase activity. Bases 237 to 854 code for a protein of 205 amino acids. The transcript is spliced from 5 exons. The record is from RefSeq and is a predicted model, not a curated record.
GCGAGCGGGGCCGGGGCGGGGAUCCGGGCCGCGACCGAAGCGGCGGCGGUAGCAGCGCCCCGGGCCCGCCGCCCCCUCCCCUCCGGCGAGGGGAGCCGCUGCAUGGGGCCGGGGGGGCGGCCCUGCUGCGCGGAGCGGCGGCGACGGCGGAGGACCCCCCUGGCGGGCUGGGGCUGAGCCCGGGGCCGGGGCUGGGGCUCCGGGGGGACCAUGCCCGGAGGCCGGCCGGCCGCAGCAUGGCUCACGGGCCCGGCGCGCUGAUGCUCAAAUGCGUGGUGGUCGGCGACGGGGCGGUGGGCAAGACGUGCCUACUCAUGAGCUAUGCCAACGACGCCUUCCCCGAGGAGUACGUGCCCACCGUCUUCGACCACUACGCAGUCAGCGUCACCGUGGGGGGCAAGCAGUACCUCCUGGGACUCUAUGACACAGCUGGACAGGAAGACUAUGAUCGUCUGAGGCCUUUAUCUUAUCCAAUGACCGAUGUCUUCCUCAUAUGCUUCUCUGUGGUAAAUCCAGCCUCAUUUCAAAAUGUGAAAGAGGAGUGGGUGCCAGAACUUAAGGAAUAUGCACCAAAUGUACCCUUUUUAUUAAUAGGAACUCAGAUUGAUCUCCGAGAUGACCCCAAAACUUUAGCAAGACUGAAUGAUAUGAAAGAAAAACCUAUUUGUGUGGAGCAAGGACAGAAACUCGCAAAAGAGAUAGGAGCAUGCUGCUAUGUGGAAUGUUCAGCUUUAACCCAGAAGGGACUGAAGACUGUUUUUGAUGAGGCUAUCAUAGCCAUUUUAACUCCAAAGAAACACACAGUAAAAAAAAGAAUAGGAUCAAGAUGUAUAAACUGUUGUUUGAUUACGUGAGAAACAUCUUCAGUGGCCAAGGAAACUGUUCAUUUCUCUCAGAAGGCAUAUGAAAUGUGCUACUGCUAUACUCACACCUCUUACAGAUAAUGGAGCAGUUUAAAACUUGAAAGAAAAAAACAAACCUGUCCUCAGAAUUCAUAGAAUUUAAGAAUGUUUCUUAAAGGUCUAAGAAGCAGCAAACAGCAUCUGAAGCCACAAUCUAUUAUAAAUACUUUAUUUCAAUUAGAAGGUACAAUCUCUCAGGGGUUUCAUAGUUUAAAAAGCUACAAUCACAUCAUGUUGUAACUACAUAAAAAAAAAAACAGUGCUGUAAAUGGAACUGCUUGGCUUUGACCAUAUACAUUUCUGCACAGCCCUUAUGGAAUCUGCACAAAGAAAUAUCUUCUCCCUUUGCCCCAAUUAAUUGUUCUUGUAUGUUAGUUGCUUUCUAUUCCAGUAUAUCCAGAGUGGUGAAAUAACAAGGCCAGCUGUGUAGCCAAAGGUCGCUCCAAGUGUACAGGAGAUGGGCCAUACCUGAGGAGAGGAUGUAUGAGAUCAAAAAAGAACAAAUGUUUCUUUAUUACUUGAGCACAAGUUAAGUGUAACCUAAAUAUUUCUAUAUUAAAGCUUAAUGUGCUUUCUUAAUGCCAAAAGUGUAAUAAGGUCAUAACUGCUUUUAUCAUGAACACUAAAAUAUGUACACAUUUUAGUUAAUGUGCAUUAAACUAUAACAAGGCUUCUGGCAAUUGUAGAUUUAGUUUGAUGCUCCCCAAACUGCAUGACAUACAUGCUAAAAUGACAAGUUAAAAUUUUGGGUCACACUUUGCCAUAAUCAUGAACUCAAUUUAGCUCUCUGAACUGGUUGGUAAAUUUUAAAAAAUUCCCACAUUGGCUGUGUACAUCAAAUGAAAUGCUGACCAAACCUCUUUAAAUUGUGUUAAAGAGGAAAGACCUAGAAUUCGAGCAUGUUACAUGGAAUUUAUAACAGAGCAGCUGCUUCUGUAAUAAAACUGAUGUCACCUUUCAGAUAUAGAUAUUGGCACCACAGCAAAGUGAUAGAACUACAACUUAUGGACAUACUUAGAGUGUAAGUUAAAUGAAAUACUGGCUUCCUAAUACCCAUUUUCUCCAGCCAUAUUACAUUUCACAAUAUUACAUCAAGCCAGAAGUAAAUAAUAUUGAUUUAUUUCAUCCAUGAGCAGUGCAUCGUGUUGGUUCCUAGGCAAAAGUCUCUGCUUAUGAAAAAAAAAUCGGCAACAAAUUUUCAUGUUCAUCUGUGGAGUUUACUUGCUGUACUGGAACCAUUUCUAAUCUUUCUCUGGGGGAACAGGCUAUAGAACUGGGUUAGAGGUGAAACGUCUUAAUUACUAGUUCUAUUACCUAAUUCAGCUUCCUUGUUUGGUCUGCUGUGGAUCUGCCUUAUUCCAAAUGCCAUGCAACAGACAAUAGUGUUAGGUAAAACUCUGUGUGAACAACCUAAUGCAGUUUAAAGAUGCAUAGUCUAAUCCAUACAUUUUUUUUCCAGCCUUUCCUACAUUUAAACUUGUGGUUGCCUAAGUUAUGAUUUCUUUAUGUCUUUGGUGGGCUUCUGUUAACUUCCAUGACUUGAGUUUAUAGCUAUGCCUAUUGCAUAGAUUGGGUAAUGGAACACUAAACUUUUAUACUUGAAAAUGACAGCCUUAAAUGCUCAUAUCAGUCACAAAUAUAGGAUGUACUGUCUUGUAUGUGAGCUUUGUAGAGAUUUUUUUAAAAUAUAAGUAUCCUCUUCCCGACUGAAGAGUGGAGAGUCUACUGGAUAACUAGUCAGGAGAUUUCUCUCUGAACUGUACAUUAUUGGAUGUCAUCUUUCUCCUAAGAAGUGGUGGUUUUCACAUUAAGUAUUAUGGCCUUAUGUAUGCUCAAAUGGAAUCUUAUGUAACUUUCUCAUUUAAUUUUGGUCUGCUAUUUCUAGACAGAAUUGAAAGGAACUGUAUAAAUCAAUUAACAUAUUAGCUAAGUUGUCCAAUACAUGGUAUAAAGGGAUUAAGACAGUAAAGUAUUAUACAUUUCCAACUGGCCUUUGGGGAUUUGAUGGGGAUUUUCUUUUUUUUUUUUUUUCCCCAAAUUCACAUC